CCGGGCACCGGGCACCGGGCAGGCGGCGGCGGCGCGCAUGGAGGCGGCGGCGGCCCCGGCCCCGGGCGGCGGCCCCGGUACCCUGCUGCUCUGCCUGGCCCUCGCCUCCGGCUUGGCACUCUUCAGCUGCGUGGGCGCCGAUACCAACGUGACGGCCGGGCACGGCACGGAGGGGCUCAGCUGCGGCACAGCCAAGGCAUGCACAGGGAACGGCACGCAGCCGCGGCGGCAGGGCCACUUCUCGCGGUGCCCCGAGGAGUACCAGCACUACUGUGUCAAGGGCAGGUGCCGCUUCCUCGUGGCCGAGCAGGCCCCCGCUUGUGUGUGCGAGCGGGGCUACACCGGGGCUCGCUGCGAGAGGGUGGAUCUGUUCUACCUGCGAGGGGACCAGGGACAGAUCGUCAUCAUCUCCCUGAUCGUCGCCAUCGCCGCCCUCAUCAUCCUCGUUGUUGGCAUCUGCCUCUGCAGCCACCACUGUCGGAGGCAGCGUAGGAAGAGGAAGGCAGAAGAGAUGGAAACGCUAAACAAGGACGGACCUUCCACAAGUGAAGAUGUGCGGGAAACGGGCAUCGCGUGAAGGAGCUCCCGGUACCUGCGGGCGGGUCCCGGACGGCAGCAGCGGCUGGCUGCAUGGGCGAGGGCUAAAGCGUGCGGCGGCUUGAAUAAAGGGGUGACGGAAAGUUGUCCCCAGUGGUGUCGCCGAUGUCCUUGGGGCGCGGGGGCUGCGCUGCCGCACCGCGGCCUCCAGACGGCGACACUGAGCUGGGGCAGGGGCGGCCCGCCUGCAGUGCCCGCAGUGGCCACGCGAGGGCGACACAACGGCGGCGCCUCCGCCCCGAUCAUGGUCCCGGUCCUGCUCCUGAUCCAAGGUGCUCUGCAGGGUUCGGGUCCCGUCCUGGGCGGCCUGGAGGCUGUGCUGGAGCUGCUCCCAUUGCUACCGCGCCUCCCCGCAGGGGCCGAGCCGAGCUUAGCGUCCCCAGGCGCCCUCCCGGUUCCCGACAGCGGGCGGGAAAGGGGAGGGAGCGGGUGAGGGAAACCGGGCAAAACCGGUGGAAAACAGGUGAGAACCGGGGCAGAACUGGGUGAGUCGGGGCCGUUGGCUCCCGUAGCCCCGCGCUGCGGGCUGCGAUGCCCGGAGCUGCGGUCCGGACCCUGCCCGGGCAGGCACCGGGGGCUGCGCUGACGCAUCGCGGCCGCCAGACGGCGACACUGAGCUGGGGCGGGGGUGGCCCGCCUGCAGUGCCCCCAAUGGCCACGCGAGGGCGCCACAACAGCGGCGUGCCCGCUGGGGUGCCCGUGUCCUCGGCUGUGGGUUUGGGCACAGACCCUCUGCGGGGGGACCCCAUCGGCAUCCCGGGAUGGGACCGGGUGUCCCUGGCGCCACCCAGGCGGUACCGCCGGAGGUGGGGACGCAGUGGAGCAGCAGGGCCCCGGCAGCUCCCAAUUCCCGGCACGGGAGCGGCUCCCACUCCAACCGGGGCCCGGUGACCACCCCGGCAGCGCCAGUCCCUGGGGAGGUGUUGGUGCCCAGGCGAUGCCACGGGGCUGUGGAGGGCUCAUCCCCGUGCCCAGGCAAGGAGCACGGCCCUGAGGUGCCAGGGGACAUCGUUUUGGGCACCUGCUUCAGCAGAGUCCAGGGCGGGGAGGUGGAUCCUCAAUUCCACGCAGCUGCCGGAGGCGCUGGUGUGAGCUCAUCUCUCCCCCUCCUGUAAAAGGCUCUUCAUCCCCGGGCUUCGCUGGGCCAGCCUGGGGGGAGCCAAGCCAAGAGGAAAACUGCUUGCUGCUGCUUUGGGAAUGUGCUGUACACAGUCUGGGAGACCAAUAAAAUGAAAAGGAGGUA
Zonotrichia leucophrys gambelii is the source of this 1840-nucleotide messenger RNA. It is a transcript of the gene BTC, whose product is annotated as betacellulin. Gene Ontology annotation, biological process: epidermal growth factor receptor signaling pathway; positive regulation of mitotic nuclear division; positive regulation of cell population proliferation. The coding region runs from base 38 to 577 and encodes 179 amino acids. NCBI's taxonomy places the organism in Eukaryota, Metazoa, Chordata, Aves, Passeriformes, Passerellidae. The record is from RefSeq and is a predicted model, not a curated record. Gene Ontology annotation, molecular function: epidermal growth factor receptor binding; growth factor activity. The transcript is spliced from 6 exons.